This is a messenger RNA of Didymodactylos carnosus, 555 nucleotides long. NCBI's taxonomy places the organism in Eukaryota, Metazoa, Rotifera, Eurotatoria, Philodinida, Philodinidae. The record is from the annotation of a GenBank genome assembly.
AUGAUUGUCAUUCUUCGGGAGAGCUUACUUCGUGCAAGAUAUGUUCAAGAUAUUGAAGGACAUCCUUAUAUAUCAUUACAGGUUCCUCAAACAGUUAUAAAUAAUCAUGAUCAAUAUAAAAUUCAAGUAUCAUGGUUAACUGUACCAAUCAAUGGUAAACGAUAUUAUAUGCCGUAUAGAAUGUUAACUAAAGAUAAAUUCAAUCGAAAUGCAAAAGAAGAAAAUCCAGUAAUUAUAUCAAUUAAACUUGACGAUACGUUGUUAUUCAAUGAGAAUAUAUUGAAAAUUUAUUUAAUUUUAAUCAAAUCGAAAAUAAAUGAUAUGAUUCUUCCAUUAAAAAUAUUUCCAUCAAUGGAAUCAGAUUUUAAUUAUGAUACAUUAUCCCCAAAACAUUUAAUUAAACAUUUACAAUUACAUCAAUCUGAACUAGCUUUUACAUUAUUAUUCAAAAAGGAUCAAGACACCUUACUAGCCGAUUGGAAUUCAACAGUUUAUUCGAACAUUAUUUCGGGUAGAAGUAAUAUUCUUUUUAUCAGUUAUCGUACAGCUGAUUAG